Hibiscus syriacus is the source of this 2036-nucleotide messenger RNA. RefSeq lists its product as uncharacterized. Gene Ontology annotation, cellular component: chloroplast envelope. Bases 133 to 1689 code for a protein of 518 amino acids. The record is from RefSeq and is a predicted model, not a curated record. The transcript has 14 exons. NCBI's taxonomy places the organism in Eukaryota, Viridiplantae, Streptophyta, Magnoliopsida, Malvales, Malvaceae.
UUCUAUCUCUUCUUCUUCGCUAAGCUUGCUAUCCUUUUCCCCCCUUCUAAAACAGCUCUCUUCCAUGGCCGAAGCUAAAAUUAGCUAAUUUUAUUUUUUCAAAAAUAAAAUAAAAUCUGGAAUUUCAUUGCAAUGGCCUCAAUCUCUACUUUCCUUACUCUGUCACCUAAGUUUCGUCUACUAACUUCAAAACCUUCACUUUCUCUCAAUUUUCCAGGAAUCCAACCACUAACUUCUCCCUCAACGUUCUCGAGAAAAUCCGGGAAUUUUUGGAGAUCUAGGGUUUCUUUUCCGGUAAUUAAGGCAAAUCUUGAUGUCGGAAGCAACGCGAUUAGACCUGGAGGUGCGGUCGAGACUGAUAAGUUACCGUCCGAUGUGAGGAAACGAGCAAUGGAGGCCGUUGACGCGUUUGGGGGCAGGGUUACUGUUGGAGAUGUUUCGAGUAAAGCUGGGCUUAAGUUGAAUCAAGCUCAAAAGGCUCUUCAAGCACUGGCUUCCGAUACUAAUGGCUUCUUGGAGGUUUCAGAUGAAGGCGAUGUCCUUUAUGUCUUUCCAAAAGAUUAUCGUGCAAAACUUGCUGCCAAGUCAUUUAGGAUAAAAUUUGAACCUUGGGUUGAUAAAGCUAAGGCUGCACUUGAAUAUUUAGUUAGAGUUUCUUUUGGGACAGCGCUUAUAGCUUCAAUUGUUCUUGUUUAUACAACAAUCAUUGCCCUGAUAUCAAGUAGAAGCGAUGAAGACAAUCGGGGAAGACGAGGCAGAUCAUAUGACACAGGGUUCACUUUCUACUUAAGUCCAACUGACUUGUUUUGGUACUGGGAUCCAUAUUAUUAUAGGAGGCGACGAUUACGAACUGAUGAUGAUGAGAAGAUGAACUUUAUUGAAUCUGUUUUCUCUUUUGUAUUCGGGGAUGGUGAUCCAAAUCAAGGAAUUGAAGAAGAAAGGUGGAAGUUGAUUGGACAGUACAUAGCUAAUAAUGGAGGUGUUGUCACAGCAGAAGAACUGGCUCCUUAUCUUGAUUUAUCGACCACGAAUGGAGCAUUGAGUGACGAAUCAUAUGUCUUACCGGUUCUUUUGCAGUUCGAUGGCCAGCCAGAAAUAGAUGAAGAGGGAAAUAUUCUGUACAGAUUUCAGUCUCUGCAGCGGACAGCUUCUUCUCAGCGGAGUGGAAGGAAGGAAUAUGUAGGAAGAAGAUGGAGCGAUUGGGUUGGGGGAAUUGAGAAAUUUUUUAAGGAGAAAAAGUGGCAAUUUAGUAAAACGAGCUCAUCAGAGAGAGCGAUGGUCAUUGGUUUAGGUGCAAUUAACCUCUUUGGAGUUAUUAUUCUGGGAGCCAUGUUAAAAGAUACUGCUGUUAGACCAAGUGGAUUUAUCAAUUUUGUCAUGGACAUAUUUCCUGUACUUCAGAUCUAUGCUGGUUCUUUCUUUGCAAUUCCUUUGGUUCGGUGGUUCUUCAUUCGUAAAAGGAAUACUGAUAUAGAGAAGAGAAACCAGAUAAGAAAACAGUUUGCUCAAGCACUUGAAUCGCCUGAUCUUUCAUUGAGGCGGAAGCUACUGAGCGCUCGAGAUAUGGCACAAAAAACAGUCAUAGGACCAGAUCGCAUUGUGUAUAGUACCGACAGAGAUUUAGUUGAGCAAGACUACGAGGCACAAGAGUGGGAUAGAAGAUUCCGAGAAAUCGAGAAGUCAGAAUAAGAAAUGCCGAUAUGGACUGUGGUCAUGUGCUUCAGGCUGCUCGAGUCGGUGCCUAUCUUACUGGAGCGUCCUUUUAUGAAGCGAUUGUUACAGUAAAUGGAACCUGUCAGUUUGAAACUGUUGAUAUACCAUUGAUGGAGGAGGCAAUUCUACAAAAGAAAACCCGUAAAUCUCUGCUUCAGUGCUGUCUGGAGGGGGUAAUAAUACAUAUAUUUUUCACUGAAUUGCCUCGCACUUCAUUUAUCAUAUUAGAUUUACAAAAGGUGAAUUCAAAUCCACUUUAUUUGUUUUCACCACCUUAUGUUUCCAUUUGAAAAUAAAAAAAGGGCAUGUUGCGUACUGUAAAC